Molecule: messenger RNA, 18295 nt
Organism: Ornithorhynchus anatinus (platypus)
Lineage: Eukaryota; Metazoa; Chordata; Mammalia; Monotremata; Ornithorhynchidae
Gene: BSN
Product: bassoon presynaptic cytomatrix protein
Exons: 11
Coding region: 167-12433 (4088 amino acids)
Biological process (GO): presynaptic active zone assembly; protein localization to synapse
Cellular component (GO): GABA-ergic synapse; axon; glutamatergic synapse
Molecular function (GO): metal ion binding; structural constituent of presynaptic active zone
Source: RefSeq, a predicted model, not a curated record
AUCAAGAAGACUGGAUCCAAAAGAUCAACUGGUGGGACAGAGAUCGCCUUCCCCAACUCUUAAACAGGCCGCUUAUAGCAGCGAAAGUGCGAGAGAGUUGAGGACUCAUGGACAGGCCAGCCAACAGGCAGAUGGACCCAGAAGGACGCUCCAGGUGGAGAGCAGAAUGCAGAGAUCAGGACGGUCUCCCUCUGUGUCACCGGAUCGAGGCAGCACCCCUACGUCGCCUUAUUCUGUCCCCCAGAUUGCACCCCUCCCGAGCAGCACCCUCUGUCCUAUAUGCAAGACAACCGAUCUCACUUCUUCUCCCAACCAGCCAAACUUCAACACCUGUACUCAGUGUCACAACAAAGUCUGCAACCAGUGUGGAUUCAACCCCAACCCCCAUCUCACCGAGGUGAAGGAGUGGUUAUGUUUGAAUUGCCAGAUGCAGAGAGCGUUGGGAAUGGACAUGACUACGGCGCCCCGCUCCAAAAGCCAACAGCAGUUGUACUCCCCUGUUCUUUCUCCAUCCCACUCCCCAGCCAAACAGCCCCAACCUCAGCCCCAGGUGAAGAUUGAACCCGAGAAAGCAGCAGGAACUAUGCAGCCAGCUGUUCGGCAGGGGAUCGGGGUACUCCCGCCUGAGGCGCCCAAGCCCCAUGCAGCUCCAGUGCAGAGAGAACCCCACAGCCAAGGCCCACCCAGACCUUCUGCGUCUCAGGAAGCCAUGAGGUCCUCCCCUCAGCAUCUGCAAGCAAAGCCUUCCUCUGACGAGCAGAGAAAAACUGUAGGAGAUUCUCCGGCAAAAAGUUCGGCGCCACCGCCUAGUGGUGGGGUACAGGAGCCACCCCAAGAGGGACUCACUGGGAAGCUCUUUGGGUUUGGGGCAUCUCUUCUGACCCAGGCCAGCACGUUGAUGUCGGUCCAGCCAGAAGCCACCCCCCAAAGCCAGCAGUCCCCUGGCAAAGUGCCUCCAAAAAUUGUCUUCAGUGAUGCCAGCAAAGAAGCCGGCCCCAAGGUAGCUGGAGCUGGACCUGGAGCAGGGGUUGGACCUAGAGCUGGGCCUGGAGCUGGACCGAGAGCACGGCCUGGACCUGGGCCUGGAGCUGGACCGAGAGCAGGGCCUGGAACUGGGCCUGGGGCUGGACCGAGAGCUGGACCUGGACCUGGGCCUGGAGCUGGCCCAAGAGCUGGGCCUGGACCUGGACCUGGACCUAGGCCUGGACCUGGGCCUGGACCUGGGCCGGGAACUGGACCUGGGCCAAGAGCUGGACCUGGACCUGGACCGAGAGCUGGGCCUGGACCAGGACCUGGACCGAGAGCUGGUCCUGGACCAGGACCUGGACCCAGAGCUGGACCUGGAGCUGGUCCUGGACCUGGAACUGGACCCGGACCCGGACCUGGACCCGGACCGAAGGCUGGACCUGGACCUGGAACCGGGCCUGGAACCGGACAGAGGGCUGGGCCUGCAGCUGGACCGAAAGCCGCACCUGGAGCUGGGCCAGGAGUUGGACAGAGGGCAGGGCCUGGACCUGGAGCUGGACCUGGAGCUGGGCCUGGAGCAGGGGGUCAAGGGAGAGCUGGAGGAGCACAGGCUCCAAAACAAGGAAAAACAGACCUUCAAGCAAUCACCAAGCCAGUCACCAAGCCAAAGGAAGCACCACAAGAGAAGGUCACCUGUCCACUGUGUAAAGCAGAGCUCAACGUGGGCUCCAAGGAACCCUCCAACCACAACACCUGCACCACCUGUAAGCAACAGGUCUGCAAUAUGUGUGGGUUCAACCCAACUCCUCACCUGGUGGAGAAAAACGAGUGGCUCUGCUUGAACUGCCAAACGAAGAGGUUGCUAGAAGGAAGCCUGGGAGACCCUGCUCCCAUGCCACUGCCUACCCCAAAGCAUCAGCCAACGGGGUCUCCACGACACCAAGCAGGGUUGGCCAGUCAGCAACCGAGAGGGCCACCCGUCCCGGGUCAGCAAGCGGGACCUCCGCCAGACAGUCAGAUCUCCCAAACCAAACAUCUCAGGGCUUCAGAACAAAGCAAGUUCCAGGCAACCCCCCAGGAGAAAAAACCCAUCGCUCCAGCUGAAGAAAAACAAGUGCCGAAGCCACCUGCAGAGUCUCCAAAGCUUUCUGAUCUUCCGAAGGCAAAGAGUCUGGCAAGUAAACCCGAAACGGCCAUCAAAGAAAGCAAGACAGUCACAGAGGUUCAAAAAGUGAGAGACCAGGAGGACACAACCAAGCCUUAUCCCCAUGACCUGUCCCGGAGCCCGCAAAGCCUGAGCGACACUGGCUAUUCGUCAGACGGGAUAUCCAGCUCCCAGAGCGAGAUCACCGGCCUCGUGCAACAGGAGGAGGAACAACUGAACGGGGCCGGGGUGGUGAAGCAGAGCCCGCCGAGUCCUUCGGAACUCACCAAACUGGAAAGCAGCAUGCGCCCGCUCCUGGAGCCAAAGGGAGCUCCUCCGGCCCCGGGGGAGCGGGGGAAGACGGUCCAGGAGCUACGAGAAGAACAGAGGCAGAGGCAGAGACCCCGAUCCCUCUCCAUAACCCCCGAGGCCUUCGACUCUGAUGAAGAAUUGGAAGACAUCAUGGAAGAGGACGAAGACUCUGCCGAGUGGGAGAACCAGAGAGACCCAAGAGACACUGCCGAGUCGUCAGACGACUUUGGCAGCCAGUUGCGUCACGAUUACGUGGAAGACAGCAGUGAGGGAGGGCUCUCCCCACUCCCAACCAGGCAACCAGCCAGAGAACCCGCGGUGGUCACAGAUGAGGAAUUUAUGAGGCGGCAACUUAUGGAGAUGAGUGCCGAAGAGGAUAAUCUUGAGGACGAUGAAGAUGCGAAGUACGAUCGGGCCAAAUACAGUGCGGUGAAAAGCAGCCCCAAGCCAGACCCAGAGAAAGGCAAAGAGCCCAGCGCCCCAAAGAGGAGAUUGCCUCACAACGCCACCACCGGCUACGAAGAGGAGAGGAAGGACAUGGCAGCCGUCGAGCCCGACGACGUGACGGCCUCGCAGGGCGGGCUGCGCCGCUUCAAGACCAUUGAGUUGAACAGCACCGACGGUUACAGCCGAGAGAUGGAGAUGAGCCAGGAGACCGACAUCAGCUUGGACAGGGAACCAGAACUGGAGAUGGAGAGCUUGACGGGCUCCCCCGAAGAAAGGUCGAGAGGAGAAUACUCGUCCACCUUGCCUGCCACCACGCCCAGCUACACAUCAGGGACCUCCCCAACGUCCAUUUCCUCCCUAGAAGAAGACAGCGAUAGUAGCCCCAGUCGCCGGCAAAGGCUGGAGGAGGUCAAACAACAGAGGAAAGCCCGGCAUCGCUCCCACGGGCCUCUGCUCCCGACUAUAGAAGACUCCUCGGAAGAGGAGGAGCUCCGGGAGGAAGAGGAGCUUCUUCGAGAACAGGAAAAGAUGCGCGAGGUGGAGCAGCAGCGCAUCCGCAGCACCGCCCGGAAAACCAAACGGGACAAGGAAGAGCUGCGGGCCCAGAGGAGGAGGGAGCGGUCCAAAACUCCGCCGAGCAACCUCUCCCCCAUCGAGGACGCGUCCCCGACAGAGGAACUGCGGCAGGCCGCCGAGAUGGAAGAGUUGCAUCGGUCCUCCUGCUCGGAGUAUUCCCCCUCUAUUGAUUCGGAAGCCGAAGGAUUCGAUGUGAUAGCCUCCAAGCUGUACAAGUCUGGGAGCGAAUAUAACCUGCCCACGUUUAUGUCCCUCUACUCGCCGACGGAGAAGACAUCCAGCAGCUCAAGUUACCCCUCCAGCAAGCCUCUGAAAAGCGCCGAAGAAGCCUACGAGGAGAUGAUGAGGAAGGCUGAAAUGAUGCAGAAACAGCAAGGCCAACAGUCGCAACAGAACGUGGCCUACAGCGGCAGCUACCAGCAGGCGGGCUAUCGGAGCUCCAAUCUGGGUCCAAGUAGUUUUGAAUACCAGUAUAUAGACGAGUAUGAGUACGAGAGUGGCCCGGUGGGGUCGUCUCAGCCUGGGUAUCAGAACGAGCUAGCUAAGCCGGGAGCCGUGUACGAGGAGAUCCUUCAGACCUCGCAGAGUAUUUCCCGAAUGCAUCAGACUUCUUCACGCGAUCUGGCUUUCCAAGAGGAACAGAAGAAGAAAGGGAGGGAAGAGACCUAUCAGGAGAAACAGUUUCUGAAUGCAGAGAGCGCUUACGCCGAGCUGAUGAAGCAGAACGGCGGCCCGCUGACUCCCGGCACCAGCCCCACCCAGCUGGCGGCUCCCGUGUCCUUCUCGUCUUCGGACGGCGGGGGAGGCCGAGUCAUUCCCGACGUCCGAGUCACCCAGCAUUUUGCAAAAGACGUUCAAGAGCAGCUCAAGCUUCACGGCUCGCCCGUCUCCCCGGUCUCUGUUUCCAAGGGGGUGACCGCCCCUUACACGUACAGCCAGGGGCCCGGCGCGGUCACCACCCUGGUUGCCAGCCCGGCAAGCAUCCCGCGGAUUUACAGCUCUCCACCUUCGCUGAGCGACGCGGACGGGUCAGCUCUGACCUCCGCCAGCAGAACGCUGGGCCAGGCUCAGAUCCCCGCGGGUUACGGCUCCCAGACCGAAGAGCCGCCCAAACCCAAGAGCGCUGCGGACGUCGGUGGGACGUCGGCAAGAGAGAAGCUUCAGAGCCUGGGUGACGCCAAGUCCGGCGUUCCCGUGUCCCCCAAAGGCUACCCGUACUUCAAAAGCUCAAGCCCUCCUCUUUCCCCUACUUCUCCCACCGAAAGUCCCCCUCAUUCCGCCGUGAGGAUCGGCCCAGGGCCGGGCCUCAGGUCCACUGUCGAAUUCUCCACUCAAACUCAAAGCCCGAUGCUUUCCGUCGAUGCCCCCGUUGGCCCGGGCAGCUCAACCGCAUCUCCUAUGGUAGCUCAGGGGACCCAGACCCCCCACCGCUCCAGUUCUCCUCGACUCACAAGGCAGCAGUCCUCACAGGACUCGCCCUUUAUGGUCAUCACGUUAGCGUCGGAUGCGGCUAGCCAAACCAAGAUGGUCAACGCCAGUUCUUCCACCUCCCCGGCCUCGUCUCCGACCGGACUCCCACCGACGAUCCACGGCUACAGUCAGACGGUGUUGAAUGCAGCGCAGAUGCAACAGGAGCCGCUGCAGCCCGGCUUCCCCAGGGCCCAAGGCGUGUUAGAGAGGACCCCCGUUUCCAGUAGCGUGGUUCACGUGAACGCGGCGAAAAUCCACGCGGCUCCUGCCGUCGACGGUGCUGCGGGGAUGUACGGCUGGGCUUCGCUGCCCCCCGAGAAUAUCUCCCUGUGUAGGAUAUCGUCCGUUCCUGGGACGUCCCGGGUGGAACCGGGACCCAAACUGCCAAGCAGCACUGCCGUAGACCUCCGGACCGCUAUCAAGUCGGCCCCGAUCAUUAUAACGGACCAAGGCGUGGACCUGACCUCCCUCGCCACCGAGGCCAGGAAGUACUGCCUCACCCUGGAUCAGGCCUCUAGUCGGCAGUCAACCACCGUCCAACCUCUAAUCAUCAACCUCAACGCCCAAGAACACCCCCAUGCCUUCCUCGGCUCAUCCACCACCGUCAGCAUCACCGUUGCCUCGUCCAUGCUCGUGUCGCAGCCCAAGCUGCCUGUGGUCUACGGGGAUCCUUUCCAGAACAGGAUCGACUUCGGGCAAGGGACGGGCAGCCCGGUAUGCCUGACGCAGAUCAAGCAGGUGGAACAGGCGGUGCAGACCGGCCCCUACAGGGGAAGCGCGCCCGGCAUCUCUCCGCCCCGCGGAAAGCCCGAAGACGCCGGCGGCCCCCAGCCGACCAAAUUUGCGCGCUACAACUUGCCCAAUCAGAUGGCGCCCGGGAUCAAAAAGGAGGUGCUGCUCACCCAGCCGGGCCCCGCCCAGAACGUUGGCCUCAAGCAGUUCCCCCAGGAUCCGGGGCCGGACGCGUUCAGGGCCACUCCGGCGGAGCCCAAGGCCCCCAGUCUGCCCGUGAACCUCGGGGGGAAGAAACCCCACGUCAUGAUGGUGCAGGUGGAUGACCUGGCGGCGAAUCCAGUCACCAAGCUGGUCAAAGAAGAGCCGGCCCCCGGUGCCCUGGACCUGACCGGGAUCAAGUCCGAAAGCCAGGUGGCCUGCUGCGACGUGGUCUACAAAUUCCCCUUUGGCAGUAGCUGCACCGGGACUUUCAACCCUCCCCCGAAGAUUCCUGCGAAAGGCGCCGCGGAGCCCGCCCAGCCGAGCAAAGCUGGCGUCCCGUACUAUGGGACCCGAGACCCGGAGCUCCCGGAGCCCUAUCCCUACAGAGAGCAAGCUUUCGGGAGCCAGGGUCUGUACGAGGAGCCGAAAUACUACCCCCCGAACCUUGUGGGUAGGCUCUACUCGUCCAUGUCUGACACCAACCUAGCAGAAGCUGGCUUGAAUUAUUAUCCCAGUAAAAGCGAGCCCCUCUUCCAGUCCCCCGGAGGCGACGCCGCCAUGGACCUGACGACCAUGAAGCAUUCGUACAGCAUCAGCUUCACCGAGGGGGGCUACCUGGGGCACGGCAUGCAGUACGGUUCUUUCACCGACCUCAGACAGCCCUCGGACCUGUUAAGUCACCCCCUGCCCAUGAGGAGGUACAGCUCCACGUCCAACAUCUACUCGGAUUACCGGUACUCCCCCCGAGGAGAGCUGUCAGGGUUCCAGGAGUCCAGCCUGGCUCAGUACAGUGCUACGACCGCCCGGGAGAUCAGCCGGAUGUGCGCGGCCCUCAACUCUAUGGAUCAGUACGGAGGCAGGCACACCAACAGCCCCGACCUCCUGCAGUACGGUCCCGGCGCUGGACCGGGGGGCCUCCCCGCUCAGCAGGGGCUCGCCGCCGGCAAACCCAACGUGAUGUACAACCCCAACUUCCCCGAAGGCCGCCAGAGCUACGGAAACCUGGCGCAGUACAGUCUCCCGGGGGGACGGCUGGGGACCGUCAGGCAGAUGUUCCCUUCGACCGCCACGGUCCGAGCUGCGGAUGGGAUGAUUUACUCAACCAUCAAUACCCCCAUCGCGUCCACUCUUCCCAUCACCACCCAGCCGGCGUCGGUGAUGCGGCCCAUGCUCCGAGGCCUGUACAGGCCCUACGCCCCGGGCAGCAUCGCAGCGGUGCCUCUGGCCAGCCUGACCAGAGUACCUCUGGUGGCUCCCAGGGUUCCGCUCGCCCCUCAAGGGGUGUACCGCUAUUCUCCGCCUAGCAGGUUCGCGGCGGUCACGACGACCCAGGUGAUGGAGACGCCGAUGUACCUGGGGAAACCCGUGGGCACCGCGGCGGCCAGCACGGCCGGAACGGGCGGGGGCCCCGGCCCAGCCGGCAAGCCUCCAGCCCUACCCGCGGGGAGCCUGCAGAGGCCGGAGCAGCCCGGCGGGGGCUCGCGGGAGGAGCCGACCCCGCUGGCUCCCGGGGGGCAGGGCGUCCCCAAGGAGGCCGGGCCACCUCAGCCGCUCCUGCCCGGCCAGAAGCAGCCGGGCGAGGGCCCCGCGGCCAAAGGGACUGCCGAGAAGGAGGAGAAGGACAAGGAAGAGGAACGCCAGAGAAAGCAGCAGGAGCACAUCCUGCAGAUUGAGAGGGAGAGGGUGGAGCUGGAGAAGCUGAGGCAGCUGAGGCUCCACGAAGAGCUGGAGAGGGAGCGGGUGGAGCUGCAGCGCCACCGGGAGAAGGAGCAGAUGUUGGUCCAGAGGGAGAUCCAGGAGCUGCAGUCCAUCAAGCACCAGGUCCUGCAGCAGCAGCAGGAGGAGCGCCAGGCCCAGUUUGCCUUACAAAGGGAGCAGCUGGCCCAGCAGCGCCUGCAGCUGGAGCAGAUUCAGCAGCUCCAGCAGCAGCUGCAGCAGCAGCUGGAAGAGCAGAAGAGGCAGAAGACCGCCUUCCCCCCCGGCUGCGAUCCCGCGGGCAGGAUCCCUCCCCAGGCGGUGACGGAGAUGGCCAUGGAAAUGCAGAGGACCCUGGCCCAAAACGGCCAGUACUGGCCCCCCGGGAGCCAGGCGUUCAUGGCAGCAGCAGCCGCGGGCCAGGAGGCGGCAGCCCCGGCCCGGUACCCCGGCGCCCAGAGGCCGCUCACCAACUCGGCCUCGGAAAUGUCCCUUCAAACCGAAGAGCACUGGGAAGCCAACAGGGGGAUAAAGAAGAGACACUCGAUGCCCCGCCUCAGGGAUGCUUACGAGGCGGAGGAAGGGCACGAGCCCUACGUCGUCAAGAAGAUCGCCGACAGCAGCGUGCAGACCGACGAGGAGGAUGGGGAAGAGCGCUACUUCAUGUCGCGGAGGCGCCGGGCCCGGCGGAGCACCGACUGCAGCGUCCAGACGGACGACGAGGACAACGCCGAGUGGGAGCAGCCCGUGCGUCGACGUCGCUCGCGGUUCUCCCGCCACUCGGACUCGGGUUCCGACAGCAAGCACGACGCCUCGAAAGGCAUGUCCAGCGUCGGCAUCCAGACCAUCAGCGACUGCUCUGUGCAGACCGAGCCCGACCAGCUGCUCCGGGUCUCCCCCUCCAUUCACAUCACCACCCCGGACCCGCGGGUGGAGAUCGUCAAGUACAUAUCGGCUCCGGAAAAGACCCAGCGAGGGGAGAGCCUCGCCUGCCAGACCGAGCCCGAAGCCCAGGCCCAGGGAAUCGUCGUCCCUCAGCUCACUGUGCCCACCACAAUCACCCCUUAUACGUCCAACAUCCAGAUCGUAACCACGGGGCCCUUAGACCCCAACGGCGGGAGACAGCAAGGCUUAGGGAAAAAGAAACCGGAUCCUCUGGAAAUUGGUUACCAGUCCCACUUGCCGACUGAUUCUCUUUCCCAGCUGGUGACCCGGCAGCCACCGAAAUCCCCCCAAGUCCUCUACUCGCCCGUCUCUCCCCUGUCCCCACACAGGCUCCUGGAAUCUUCCUUCACUUCCAGCGAGAGGCUGAACAAGGCCCACGUGACUCCGCAGAAGCAUUUCACCGCGGACGCCGCUCAGCGCCAGCAGACCCUACCUCGUCCGAUGAAAACCAUGCAGAGGUCGCUGUCUGACCCCAAGCCCAUCAGCCCGACCUCAGAGGAUUCAGCUAAAGAGAGAUUCUCCCUCUACCAGCACCAGUUGCUCCAAGGCAGCCAGAUUUCUACUUUGCAGUCUAACACCCUCGUCCGGAAGGUAAAGCGAACCCUGCCCAGCCCCCCUCCCGAAGAACCUCACCUUCCUCUUCCCAGCCAGGCCCAUUCCCAGAUGUACUUGCCAAGCCUCAUCCAGAAGGGAAUAGGAGUGCCGACUAUUCAGGUGACCAAGGCCAGUCUUCUCAAGGAGCUGGAUCGGGACCUGAAGCUAGUGGAGCACGAGUCCACCAAGCUACGCAAGAAGCAGGCCGAGCUGGAUGAAGAAGAGAAGGAAAUUGAUGCCAAGUUGAAGUAUCUGGAAUUGGGGAUCACCCAAAGGAAAGAAUCUCUGCUCAAAGACAGAGGAACCCGCGAUUACCCCUAUUUGAGAUGCCUCGGAGAGAAUCGGGAUUACAUGUCUGAUAGCGAACUCAACAAUUUGCGCCUUUCCAACUACGAGAGCGGCAGCCUCCUCACGAGACCGAGUACUGCCCCAGCAAACCAAUAUUCUGACUUUUCAGCCACUCAGUAUACGUCGGCCUCUUCCUAUACGCCAUAUCAGUACCCUCCUGGGCAGGCGGCUCCCCCGGGCACUGCCCCUUUCCAAGCCAACCGUUUCCAGGCUCCCCAGUACCCCGUUGCCAGCACCGGGCCAGCUCAGAAUGGCUUCCAGGCCAACCAUGGGCCUACCUAUCCCGCCCAGGGUACAUACCAAGCUCACGGCUUCCCUCAGAGCGCAGGAUUCCAGUCGGAACUUGGCAUGCAGAGCCAUCAGGGAUUUCGGCCUUCCAAUCACUACCAACCCCAGACGACAUAUCCAAACCAAAUUCCUGGCCCGCCGGCUCAGAACGCUCUCUUUCCAGCCCAGGAUGACAGUCAUACUUCCCAUCAGAAACCAAGGCAGACGUCCUUAGCGGACUUAGAGCAGAAGGUCCCUACCAAUUAUGAAGUGAUUGCCAAUCCCACCGUGGUGAUUUCCUCAGCGACUUCAGAGCCCGCAUACAGUACUCCUCCUGCGGCGACCAGCAGCUAUGACCAGUAUAAGGCAUCAGACUCGAGGCCAGGCGACAGGAGCGGCGUGAGCCAGGGUCCCUCGGCCGGCUAUUCUUCGGAAUCGCUCUAUACCAAUCUGGAGCAGAAUAUUCCCCGCAACUACGUGAUGAUCGAGGACAUCAGCGAGCUGACAAAGGAGAGCUCCGGAACAGAGAGCCAGAAGCCGGAGCCGCAGUCGCAAAGCGGCAGUGGCCGUCACAGCAAGGAGAAGGCUGACCUGAUGGACCCGGAGGGGUUGAGCAUGCCCUGCUGCUACUCCAAAGGAGAAGAAGAAUCCGAAGAAGACCUCUAUGACCACCACGGCUCCGACCAUCGAGGGAAGGGCAGCUACCACCGGGGCUCGGAAAGCAACGGGAGGAUGUCCGGGAGCGGUGGAGGAAGCGCUUAUUACUACGGGGAGAAUGAGUACAGGCACGCCCCUAGGGCCGAGAAACACGGGUCAGUCAUGGGAGCGCAGAAGCAUCCAUCUAAAAACCUGGCCCCGGCUGUGGUAUCGUCAAAGCGCAGCAAACACAGGAAGCAGGGCAUGGAGCAGAAAAUCUCCAAGUUCUCUCCCAUAGAAGAAGCUAAAGAUGUCGAGUCCGAUCUGGCUUCUUAUCCCACCACGACCGCGGUCAGCGGCAGCGUGUCCUCCAGGGGAAAGAAGUUUCAAGAUGAGAUCACCUACGGCCUCAAGAAAAAUGUGUAUGAGCAGCAGAAGUACUACGGGGUUGGGUCCGGCAGGGAUAUGGAGGAAGAUGACAGAGCGUACAGCAGCAGCAGCAGCAGGUCCAGGUUGUCCUCCGGUUAUGGCGGAGACAAGUCAUCGAGCCAUGACGUGAGCAGUCGAAGCAAGUCCUAUGAAAGGGAGAGAGAGAGGGAGAGGGACAGGGACAGGGACAGGGACAGGGACAGGGAGAGCAUGGAGAGAUCUCAGAAAGUGAGCUCAAAGCCUUCUUCCCUGAGCAUGUCUCAAAGCCGGGGCCGCCCCCCGAUUCGCACGCAAGCCUCUGAGGAGGAAAGCCCCAUCAGUCCUUUAGGAAGGUCAGUGGGUGUUUCCCGUUCUUCAGGGGGACCCCUCCCUCAGAGUACCGGGGAGAGCUGUUCGCAGUUCUGCUCCAGCCACUCGCUGCCUGACGUUCAAGAACACAUAAAAGAUGUGCCAAGGAACCAUUCUUAUAAACACGAAGAAGGUUACAUCAUGGAUGAUUCACACUGUGUGGUUUCAGACAGCGAAGCUUAUCAUUUGGGUCAGGAGGAGACAGAUUGGUUUGAUAAACCGCGGGAAGCUCGUUCGGAGAGGUUAAGGCACCACGGCGGCCACUCCUCUUCGGCCCAGAAACGGCCCCCGGUCAAACACACCUACCACGAUUACGACGAACCUCCGGAAGAGGAUAUGUGGCAGCAUGACGACGGCCCUCAGGCGCGUCAUCCUUCUUCCAAAGAACACAGGCACCACGGGGACUAUGGCAGACACUCCUCAGCGCCCCCCUCUUCCCGCCACCCGAGCGAAGAGCCGCCCCGGAGGUCAUCGAAGCAAUACCCCCGAGAUCAGGGGCGCCACGAGCCCCGCCCACACUCGCAACCAACUUCUCAGAAGAAGGCCCAACCGGGGGACCCGAGGGCACAGCCCGGUUAUCCCUCCGGCGCCUCGGAGUACGCUCCGCAAUCCCGCCAUCCGUCCGCUUACCACCAUUCCUCAGAGUCCAAGAAACCACCGAGGCAAAUGCCGCAGGGGGCCCCGGCUCAACAGCAAAAGCAAGAGCCCCCGCCCCAUCACCCACAGCAGCAGCAAGCGAGGCAGCAGCAGCCAGGGCCGCAGCAGCCGCCACAACAGCAGCAGCAGUUAGCCAGACCACAGCAGCAGACGGCAAGGCAGCAGCAGCAGCAGACCGGCCACGGCCAGCAACCGCUUCAGCAGCAGCAGCAGCAGCAGCCGCAGCAGCCGCAGCAGCCGCCAUCCCAAGCUAGGACCCAGCAGCAGGUGCUGCAGGGGCAGCCAUCUUCACGGACGCAGCAGCCACAGGCCGGCCAGACCCAGCAGACGGGGAAACCGCAACCGAGCCACCAUCCUCAAGCGGGGGCUCCGCAAACAGGACCGCCCAAAGCCGAGCAAACGGAGAGCUCCAAACCAACAGCAAAAGUGCCACAGCAGGGGAGACCGCCCCAGAUGCAACCCCAGGGACCUGCAGGAACAGGCAUAAAAGUGGGUCAGAAGCCUGGAGGCGUUCCACCAGCUUCUGGAGCCCCCACCGGCCAGCCCGGAGUUGACGGAGAGAGUGUGUUCUCCAAGAUACUUCCUGGAGGAGCAGCAGAGCAAGCAGGCAAACUGACUGAAGCUGUGUCUGCUUUUGGCAAGAAAUUUUCCUCGUUCUGGUGAACCAGCUCCACAGAGAGUUUGGGAAGUGCACGGAAAUAGAGUCACUGACAUGGAAAAACCUAUGAAGAAUUUAAUAAGAUUCAACCCGCAGCUUAAGACUCUGGGUAUAACACAUUUGAAAUCACGGAAAAUCCUAGGCUGUUCCUAUGAUUAAAGACCCAAACGCAGGACCUAGUGUGACAGUGACAGUGGGCUUUUGUCAGCUGGACUCACCAGAGUGAGGUAUCUGUCUGGAAGAUCCAAACCCAAAUCUCCCUCCGAAGCUUUGAAUUGAUCCCCAGAGACAGCUUCCGAAAUGACCCCUUCUCCUCUGGGAUGUGCCGUGGCUGGAGCGAGCCAUCCUCCAAGGCAGUCACACUGUGAGACUUGGCUUUAGGAAAAUUUGCGGAGCGGGGGGUCCCGUUUGAGACUGUAAAACAGCUUGGGUUUUUCCUCUGCCAUUGGAGAAGACUCCUUGAACCUCCAAAGACAGCUUCCCCGCCGAGGGCUCCUUCAUGCUGAGGAGAGCCUGAAGCUUAGGGGUUAUACACAGAGUUACAGUGCAGACUGACCGAAUCUUCACUCAUCAAUCUUCAUAGGUUUUUUCCGCACUCUUGGAGACGGGUUUGAAGUCGAGGGCUGGGAGCCGAGUGCUCCGUUUUCCUUCACAUUCCAGUCUGCCCCAUCGAUCCCUCCACAUGCACGGUGUUCUUCUACUCUUACCGUCUCAGCGAUGGACACGUGGUCCAAAGAGCGAUCUGUGGGAUUAUAAGAGAACUUAAAAAACUAGGACCUAACACUGUUUCGUUACUGAAAUAAGAGGCCAUAGGACUCUGAAAGGCAGCACCUAAACUGGCUGACUUGUAUAGAAACAAAUGCUGGCCAGGCGUGUCUGUCAGCCAUCCCGAGGCCAUCACUAAGCCAUUGUAAAGCAUUCGAGUGGCAGAGCUCGCCACAGUUACCUUCUUGUGUUCCGUAUGCCUGGGGGUUUAUUUUGGUUUCAAGACUAGCCUUAACCAUUCCAGUUUUAUUUACGUGUAUACCUCAUAAACAUUUUUCUUUUAUUUCUUCUUUUUAUUUGAUGUUGAACUCUUUCCUCUUUGCUUUGUAACUGGUUAUCACGGGAUGUUGUCUGUCAAAGCAAUAGAGUGCAGUAGGCUUUAAAGAGCACAAUUCAGUGUGACAAGAUCAGGAGAGUUCACCUCUGCCAUUCUCCUUCCUUUUACUGUGCAAUUCAAGUCCUUCCUAAGCCAUUUCCAGUGGGCAUGCUCAGACCAAAAAAAUAAGAUAAAAUCAAAUAAGAUGAAACAGAUGUUGUUUAACCUGCCAACGUGGGGUUCCUAAAAACCAUGAUGCGGUAGAGCAAAAGGAAACCCGAGGCAGCAGCUUGUUAUCCUGAAGAAACUGAGCAAGGUUAACACGUACAACUUUCACGUGGGCGGUUACGUCUCCUGCCAGCCUCUUUCAUGCUGAGCAUGCUCAAAACAACAGUUCAGUGGUCGAAUCCAUCGGCGCUUCCUUUCAUCCUGGGUAACAGCAAACAAGUCUCAUUUCUAAUGUUCUAUGCAAUGGAAUACAAAAAUUGAAAAAAAAAACAAACUGUUAAUAUUUAAUAAAUUCAAUGUUAUGUAUAAGGAUUUAAUUGCAAAUGUGCUAUUGAGAAACUGGAUAGAUAUAUUUAUAUCUAACAACUGUGUGUUUGAAGUUUCAAUUAGUGGCAUGUUCGAUCCAUUUUGAGGGACACUUUGCCAAAGGGUAGCCAUGUAGCCUGUAACUGUCUCCUGUCCUGUAGUAGAGCAUGGCUUGCUACCUCUUUGCACGGUUUCAUCUACUUUAAAUGCUUGCGGUUCUUUGCUCGGAGUUCUUUUCUCAUCAGUUCCUCAUCUUUACUGAAUGCUUUUAGCAGAUUUAUGCACUUGUUAUUGAAGAACUGUCAGCAACAACCGAUAUUAGAGGCGUUACCCUAGAGAAAGACCCCCCCCCCCCCUUCCCCCGCCCCACCAAAUGUUCCCAGUGGACGGUGACUCUCUGGCAGAAAGCUCUCUUCUCUCAGGUGAUCACUAGUUCCUUCACGGAGUGUGCAGUGCAGAAUUCCCCCAGCCACCUCAGACUGCUCCCCUCCGAUUGUGCUUGACGUCCCCCUCUCUCCCCUACAGGAGCAAAAACUACACGUCAAACCUCCCCCGCCCCCCACCGACUCCCCCUGACCCCCCACCCCGGCCCCCAAACCAACCAAACCAACAAACCCAUCCCUGCCGAGAAGCUGGAGUGAGUCUGGCAAUGGAGGUGACCCGAUUCAGAAAAUGGUUUGAGCAUUUCUGGAAACUUACUGUAGAAUUGCUAUUAGCUAAACCAAGUUCAUCCUUCCUCUCUCGGCCCUAGACCCAAGACUCCGCUGCUAACUCAAGAACCGUUCUCUGUGAGUCGGAGCAGUCCCGGAGCAGUCCUGCCUGCUGGUUUCAGUGGUGUUCGGGGUUCACGGGGGCUUGGCAGACCAGACCGUGGGUCAUUCCUAGAGCAGUCGAUGCUCUGGAAGAUGAGGUGUGUACGGGCUCCUCAGUCCACCCCUCCCUCCCCAAGCUGAAGAGUUGGGGACUCAGUGUUAGAUUCCUUCUCCGUUGAUUGGCAAAAAUGAGACCUCUUACGAGAUGUUCAUGUCUUGCCCAUACUUGGGGCUUUGAAAUCAUCUUUUAAAGCCUUAGGGCUUUAAAAGGAGGAAGAUUGGAAGGGGACCCGAAGAAGAACUUGGGUUAUGAAGUCCAGUGUUGGGUGCCGAACUUUAGAGUCGGAAAAUGAAUGGACAAGAAGAUAAGCCACCGUGUCUGAAAUUGGCCGGGGAGGCUUCUGGGCGGGCGAGCCCCUUGAGCUGCGGUAGCCAGGGCAAGAGCCCUCUGCCAGCCCGUGCCCCUUUUUCAGGAGCCAUCGCCUUCAGCCAGGCCUGUGAAGUCACCCGGAGCCCCAGGCAGAUCAGAUGAGCCGAAUCAAUGGCCGGUUUUCCUCCGAAAUCUUUCGGUUUGAACCAAAUUCUUACGAAUUCUUAUUUGAACGACAAUUCUUAACGCUUUCCGGCAAUGCCCAAACCUUCACCGGUGACACGUUUCCAGCCUCUCCAAGGCUAGAGCUUCUGGGCACGGAAUGGGUCCCUGAGGGUAUUCGGCCGUAUGUUCAUCCUGGGCAGAGACUGAUGGAUCCCUGUAGCCUCCCCGCUCACGUGAGGAUCUGAGCGCCAGGCAGUGGGAGCUUCAAGCCUCCGGGGGUCCUAUCAGACCCAUCCGCUUGCAUUCUGGUUCCUCAGUUCUGAAUCGGAAGACGAGAACUGGGCUGGCCCAGUUCUGGCUCAGGACGAAACAAGCGGCAAAUGCAUCAGCUUAUUCUGUUUGCCGCGCUGCAGAUUGGGGUGGAGGGGGAGGCGGGGAAUGGACGGGCCUUCCCAUUGCCUUAUGUGGGCCCAGACCAGCGGGGCUUUGGGGCCUGGGAUCCUGGAAGGAAUUUGGGCCAGAGUAUCAAGACUGGGAGAGGGACACAUAGGAUACGAUCCCUACAUCCCGCAGGCGAGCCACGUCGGACGGAUGGGGACGAGAUGAGCUCGCCAUCGAAAGUCGGUGAUCUGGCGGCCCGUUUCCAGUGGCUUGCCGGUCUCCGUCUAGUGGGCCGGGAUCAUCUAGUGCCCCAUCUAGUGGGGCAGCUUUAGCCUUCAUUUUUGAUAACGGGUCCCCCGCGGCGACCAAAGCCACAGAGACUUCACCUCCCUCCGCCCCCUCGGCGAUCAGCGCUCCAGAGGCAGGAUGGAGGUCCGGAGUCCGGGGGAGCUGUAGGACAGGGGGAAGCGCAGGCCGGUGAUGCAUCAGAGAAGGUCCUGCCCGUUCAAGUGCCAGUCAGGGUCUGAGAUUUCACCACGACGAAACUCACGUUUUAGGACAGUCUGCGAGCCUGUGACAUACUGACGUACAUUCACACUCCAUGGCGAAACUUAACGAUUCUAAGAACAAUACCUUGUACGGAAAUAGCACCCCUCUUCUUAAGUAGCUCAGUUCACUGUGUACACGAUCUCACGCACACGCUCUCCUCUUUAAAACCGCUAGGGGAUCCGCUGAUUCUCCCUGGCUUAACCGAUGGGGAAACUGAUGUGAAGAGAGACUCGGUGACUUGCCCCGGGUCACGGAGCGAGAACAAGCAGCAGAACUGGGUAGAGGGAUCCUUUCUUGGCGAAGCCUCAGCAUAGAAAAGGGCUCUUCCCCCUCCAUUUUUCGCUUCUGUGUCGAGCUUGGAUUGUGUGCAUAGUCAGUUGCUGCCAGAAAACCCUCCGCUUCAUGUCGUCCCUCACCCCAGCUGGAGCCUUAUGGCAGACUCUCUGGGAACAGACCGAUACGGGAGUUUACCCAUUCUACGGAAAGGGCUGAGAGAGAAAAAUCAGCCCAAUGGGAACAGCAGCACUAGUAGGACUAUGGCUAGCAUCUGAAACCACCCCACUGCAGGGAGCCAAUAGCGCACCGGGAUGUUGACCAGAGCUGUAAAGGGGCAGGCCCGGUUGGUGCCUGAGCUUUGGUCACCCGUGGCGAGAGAGCCAGGGGACCAAACCCUGGGGGCGUCGCCGAGAAAGAAGGGCUCAGUCGGUACUUGGGAUCUGCCUUGAAAGUGAGAGGCGGCCCUACCGCUGGGGGCCUCCGCCCUCCCACCCCCUUUAUCACACACGCUCUCUUUCUACGGAGGGCCCGCCCCGGCUACCGGUGAGGAAUCGGCACCCGCUCUACCCCCUCCCGCCCUCUGGCAGUAUUAUAAGAAUAAGAGGGAAAACGAGCCGAGUGAGCUCUGUUAAGCGCUCACUCUGCGGCGGGCACCGUACUGAGCGCUGGGGCAGCUGUAGGACCGCCUCCAAAGGCAAGCUUCUCCCCGGGUAGACGGUGUAGCCCGCCCCCUGCCCAGAGGCCUCUGGCUACGGCUCCCGGUUGACUGCUCUCGGCCGACCGGACCGAAGCUCUCGUUUCCCUUCCCGGGCCCCGGUGAGCGGGAGGCCCACUGAGGAAAAACUAGAUAAACACGGACUCGAUAUUGAACUUUAUGUAUCGACCACUGCCUUUGGGCGGUAGGCGUGGGGUUCCUUGGGGAUUUUCACCACAGAGAGCUGAGAAAUCAGGGGCGCUCAGAGAGGACUAAGUUUCUGUUCUCUCGCAAGCCAGCGGGGUGUGUCCAGCGGCAGCGCCCUCUAUUUCAGCAGCCACAGUCCUUCCCAGGGAGUCACUGAAAUGACAAGUGCAGAGUCCGAUGGAUACCCCAGGGCCCCGUCCCCUGCAAGUCGUUUCGGCCGGGGCUGCUACGACCCCCGCCCCCUCCAUUCCCUGCAUUGUAAAUACUUGUACAGUGUGUAAAUCUUAACGUGGUAACGAGAACAGAUCUGAAUAACAGCAACUAGUGUUGGGGAUUUCAUCUCACGUACCAGCACACCUGCCAACUCGUGCUUUUGUGUUCCAAAACAAAGAAAAAAAAAAAUCUUAUAAAAUGCCUUGUGUUUGUGGCUGGCUAAUUUAGACCGUGGGGUUUAAACAAACAUCUCUUCUGAAGUGUAGCAGUCUGUAGAGUUGUUGUGGAUUUCCUAUCCCCUUUUGCCUGGCGGCUUCCAUGUAUUUUUUGGGUUUUUUGGUUGUUUGAUAUUUACUUUUGGAGGGGGAGGGGUAUUGUAUAAAGUCCAACAAACAAGUUUACAGUUGUAAGUGCAAUGACCUAAAUCCUAUAUAUGAACAUUGUAAAUUGUGUGUAUGUCCUGCUGUGCUCUGUGAGAACUUGUAGUAUUUCAAUGUACCACCUCAUGUAUUGUGACUCAGUAUGAGAAGUUGCCCCUACAAGGUAUUUCUGUGAUAACAGAAUAAAAGGACUUGAUAUAAGGUA